AUGGCGCAAGACACGAGCGAGCGCGCCACCGGCGGCAGUCUUGAAGAUGUGACCAAGUCUAUUAACCGGCUCCGAGUAUCGAGUGAAGAUUCAAAGGUCAAAAAGCUCGAGUCCAAGCCUGUCGAGUCCUGGGAAGACGAGAGCUCAGAUACCGAAACAGAAACAGAGGGAAUAUCGACACCAGACAGACCCUCCACAUCCCAUCUGCCUCCUGUGCCUCCCUCAACACCAUUCUCUCCCGCGCGCCAACGCGAGCAGAUCGCGUCCCAAGGAUCUUUACCAGAUUUCGAUUUCGUCAACGGCACCUUCGACACCACUUCCACAGACGCUGCACCAGCAUCCAGUAGAAGAGGAGAUGAUAAGAGACCAGAGAAGAYAACAGCUGUCGCAUCGAGGCUUAUCGCUGCUGCAAUAGGGCAGAAGGUACCGAGGCGAACAGAAGAAGAGAGAAAGUAUGAUCAGGCUAUGAAGAUUCAGGAGAAGAAGAAGCGGGAUCAGGCGAGAGAGGCAGAGGCCAGGAAGAAACUGGAGGCCGAACAAGCGAAGAAGGCUAUCUGGGACGAUUGA
Molecule: messenger RNA, 567 nt
Organism: Ramularia collo-cygni
Lineage: Eukaryota; Fungi; Ascomycota; Dothideomycetes; Mycosphaerellales; Mycosphaerellaceae
Exons: 1
Coding region: 1-567 (188 amino acids)
Source: RefSeq, a predicted model, not a curated record